Marmota flaviventris (yellow-bellied marmot) is the source of this 3090-nucleotide messenger RNA. RefSeq names its product interferon regulatory factor 8 (gene Irf8). The record is from RefSeq and is a predicted model, not a curated record. Gene Ontology annotation, cellular component: nucleus. Lineage: Eukaryota; Metazoa; Chordata; Mammalia; Rodentia; Sciuridae. Gene Ontology annotation, biological process: immune system process; regulation of transcription by RNA polymerase II. Gene Ontology annotation, molecular function: RNA polymerase II cis-regulatory region sequence-specific DNA binding; protein binding; DNA-binding transcription factor activity, RNA polymerase II-specific.
CAGGUCGAGCGCGGGAGCGUGGGAACGCGCGGCGCGGCGCGGCAGGAUGUGUGACAGGAAUGGUGGCCGGCGACUGCGACAGUGGCUGAUCGAGCAGAUCGACAGCAGCAUGUAUCCAGGACUGAUUUGGGAAAAUGACGAGAAGAACAUGUUCCGCAUCCCAUGGAAGCAUGCCGGCAAGCAGGAUUAUAACCAGGAGGUGGACGCCUCCAUCUUCAAGGCCUGGGCGGUUUUUAAAGGGAAGUUUAAGGAAGGGGACAAAGCUGAACCAGCCACUUGGAAGACAAGGUUACGCUGUGCUUUGAACAAGAGCCCAGAUUUUGAGGAAGUGACAGACCGCUCCCAGCUGGACAUUUCUGAGCCAUACAAAGUCUACCGGAUCGUCCCAGAGGAAGAGCAGAAAUGCAAGCUGGGCGUGGCAGCUCCCGGCUGUGUGAACGACGCUGUGGACCUGGAGUGUGGCCGCUUGGAGAUGGAGGAGGUGAUCAAGGAGCCUCCCGUGGACGAUUACCUGGGGAUGAUCAAGCGGAGCCCCUCCCCGCCGGAGGCCUGCCGGAGCCAGCUCCUCCCGGACUGGUGGGUGCAGCAGCCCAGCACAGGCUUGCCGCUGGUGCCCGGGUACGCCGCCUAUGAAGCGCACCACUCAGCCUUCUCCCAGAUGGUGAUCAGCUUCUACUAUGGCGGCAAGCUGGUGGGCCAGACCACCACCACCUGCCCCGAGGGCUGCCGCCUGGCCCUGAGCCAGCCGGGCCCCAAGGCCUUCGGCCCUGAGGGCCUGCAGCUGGUGUGCUUCCCGCCCGCCGACACCAUCCCCAGCGAGCGGCAGAGGCAGGUGACGCGCAAGCUGUUCGGGCACCUGGAGCGAGGCGUGCUGCUGCACAGCAGCCGGCAGGGCGUGUUCGCCAGGCGGCUGUGCCAGGGCCGCGUGUUCUGCAGCGGCAACGCCGUGGUGAGCAAGGGCCGGCCCAACAAGCUGGAGCGCGAGGCCGUGGUCCAGGUCUUCGACACCAGCCAGUUCUUCCGAGAGCUGCAGCAGUUCUACAGCAGCCAGAGCCGCCUCCCCGAGAGCAGGGUGGUGCUGUGCUUCGGGGAGGAGUUUCCAGACAUGGCUCCCCUGCGCUCCAAGCUCAUUCUUGUGCAGAUCGAGCAGCUGUACGUGCGGCAGCUGAUGGAGGAGGUGGGGAAGAGCUGCGGUGCGGGCUCCCUGCUGCAGGCCCCCGAGGAGCCCCCGCCCGACCAGGCCUUCCGGAUGUUUCCUGAUGUCUGUGCCUCACACCAGAGACCCUUUUUCCGAGAAAACCAGCAGAUCACCGUCUAAGCAGCGUCCUCCUGGGCCCCCACACCGUUUGCGCUGGUGCCUCUGGGGACUGUGACAAGGGCUGUGGGCCCUCGGGUGCCGUCGGCGUCCUGGACCUGUGUGGGUGCCUCCGAGGUGUGCACGUUGGGCCAGAGUUGGGCCAAGGCGCAAGUGACAGGAACCCAGGAAGGUGUGGCUGCUGUAACGUGGCCUUUGAUUAAAAAAUGUAAUUUUCUGCAUUUUUCUUUAAUACUCAGUAAUUGCUGCGAUUCUUUUGCGUUUUGGGUUAAUGGAUGUCUGCAAAGACUCACCAGCCCUGCUCACGCGCUGUUCUGCGUGACAUGCCUGAGCUGAGGGUCGGCUGGCGAGGAGGAGGCUCUUUCUGUCCCGUUAGGAUGCAGAGUUGUGACUUCAGAUGCCUGAUUCCACGCACAGUGGCAUUUUACUUCUGAGCUCUUUAGUAAGAUUUCACGAUAUUUAGAGCCAUCUUCCCUCUGGGGAGGGGGCCGCUGUGGCCCGUGAGAGGGGGUGGGGUGCACCUGGGAGUGCAGGUGCGCAGGUGGGUCUGUUUCAGAUGUGUCCUUUAGGGAUUUAUUGCCAGGAAGCUGACAACUAGAUUUAUUUUUUGUCUCUGUAAUUAAAUCAUCCCAUGUACCUCUGUCUUUUGUUCUUUCUAAAUGGUCUUGACCUUUAAAAAAAAUUGAAAUCUGACAAUGAAAAGAUGUCUGAUUUCACAUGUGAGCGGCUCUUAAGUCUUUUUCUUUGCAGCAGGCAGCUGUAAGCCAUGGUUUAAAGGCCGCAUGGGGAUAGGGUCAGAGCUGGACUGGCAGGGUUCGCUCCCCACCCCUGCUGCCCACUGCCCUGGGCUCCAGGUGGCCCCAGUCUGCACCCCAGCGCCCCUCUCCAGCAGAGCUGUGCGGCAGUGGCCAACAGAUGACCUUGUGCUGGCGCUAGGAGAAUGGACCCUACUUACUAGCAAAUAGGAUGCAUUUCCUAUGCCAAGUUGGUCAGAAUCGAGAGGCCGCUCAGAAGCCAGCCGCAGGAGCCUUAGUGCUGGCGUAGAGGCCGGGGCUCGGCCUUGUCAUCUUUUGAGAUCUGAUGUCUUUCCAAACCACUUUGAAAUUGCUUUUGAAAUCUGCUUGAUUAAAAAGUACUUGAAUGUGUUUCCUAAAAUUUUGCUGUUUUGUUAAAUCGGGGUUCCUCUUGCCCAUCUGUCCCCUGUAUUAUACCUGCGCUGGCCAAGGUGAGUCCAGGAGAUUGGGGACCCCGCCAGGGCCUGCGUCCUGCUGGAGUGAGCCAGCACAGGCAGGGGCUGACUGCAUGCUGACCUCGUCCUUCUCCUGACACUCCACCUGGCUCUCCAGCAGGUGUGCCCAGGACCUCAGAGAUGGCCUGACCUGUCGGUCCUUGGGAGCUGGGUGCAGCCCACCUGGAAGCCUCUGGCAUCCGAGGGGCCAGGAGUACCAGGUGCUUCUCAUUGCCACUGGUGCAGAGGGGAUGCAGGAGUAAGGCCCAGCGGCCACAGGGCCUUUGGUGGGUGGCAUGUGAAUACACAUGGGGACAUUGGAAAGUGCCCGUGGUGGUGGCUUUUUCAUUUGGGCAACACAGGGAGCAUUGUAGUCUUAAGGCCAUUGGACCCGUUUGCUUAGGUGUUGUAAGGUCACCAGGGACUCUGACCUGCAGCUCAGGGACUGGGAGCCCUGUCCUGAACGUGCUGAGUGAAUAUUUAUUUUUGUAUCCAUUUAAAAAGUGUAUGGAUCUUACUAUUCAAAUAAAGGCUCUUUUAGAAAGCU